Molecule: messenger RNA, 1195 nt
Organism: Armigeres subalbatus
Lineage: Eukaryota; Metazoa; Arthropoda; Insecta; Diptera; Culicidae
Product: integumentary mucin C.1-like
Exons: 2
Coding region: 145-1071 (308 amino acids)
Cellular component (GO): extracellular region
Molecular function (GO): chitin binding
Source: RefSeq, a predicted model, not a curated record
AACGUGUCAGUCUGCAUUACGCAUUCAUCGAGUCAUCAUGUUUUUUCACUUAUUCACCCCUGCUCAUGUAUCUUAUUUAAGUCAGCGUUCCACCGAACAAUCAGUCGGUGCUGACGCAUAGGACUUAUCGGAACUGACGCAGCAAUGUUCGUCUACCUGUCGGUGUUUGGCACGAUAGUGUUCGCAAUCGUGGAAUCGAGUUCAAAUUUCAUCGCAAGGCCGUGCCUAAAAGGUUUCCAGGAUUUUAUGUGCCCAACACCACCAACCGCUUUGGAAGUGUACUUUCCACAUGAAGUGUAUUGCAACCGUUACUACAAAUGCCUCUACGGCGUGGCACAUUCCAUGAAUUGUCCACCGGGUACCUAUUUCAACCAAUACGACAAUGUUUGCAGCCGCGAUAAGGCUUGCUGUCGCCGGGUGAAGCCGUGCAAUGUCCGAGUGCCGAACUGUUUGAGUUGCUCCAAUUAUUUCGUAACAUUAUCGCAAAAUUCGGUUGAGUUCGGGGUGUGCAACUAUGACGGGACUGCCACUAAGUAUAAGUGUCCGGAAGCUUUCGAUCCUUUUACCAAACAAUAUGUACCAAUGGAAUUCUACAACGGGAGGUGCGAGGCCAACGGCUGUUUACAGCCGGUCACUUGUGGUCCUAAGCCAGUUACGACGACUGCGAAGCCAACAACUACAACUACUUCAUCAACGACCACAACAACUACGCAAUCAACUACGACGACCCAAAAGCCAACUACAACGACGACUGAGACUACGACAACGACAACUCCGAUAACGACCACUUCGACAACGACCGAGCAACCAACUACGACAACAACCGAGUCUACCGCAGUGACGACAACCGAUGAACCAGUCACAACGACAACAGAGGACACAUCGACUGUAACGAGCACCUCGACAACUACAACCGAAACUACGCCGAUAACCGUAGACCUAAUGCCAUCGACAACUACUGAAACAUCAACAACGACAACCACCGAUGCAACCACGACCACUAAGAAAAAAGAACAAGAAUUCCCUACCAGCUACACUCUGGAAUAUUUUAUAAAAAAUAGUUCAGUUUGACAUAUUCCUGAGUAGAUUAGGUUUAAUUUGUACCGUAUUCAAGACUAUCGGCAAUCAUCGUAAAUGGGAGGUCUUGAAUAACAUUUAUUUAGCAUAAUUAGAAAUAGAACAAUAUGAAACAAAA